AUGGGCAAACACUCACUCCCCUCUCUGCCGUAUGCUUACAAUGCCCUCGAACCUUCCAUCUCGGAGGAAAUCAUGACGCUUCAUCAUACCAAGCAUCAUCAGACCUAUGUGACCAACCUCAAUGCCGCUGAAGAGCAGCUUGAAAAGUUGACUUCGGCGGGCGAUGUCAAGGGAGCCAUCGGUCUUCAACCUGCUCUAAAAUUCAACGGUGGAGGACACAUCAAUCACUCGCUUUUUUGGAAGAACCUCGCUCCUCACGGUAGCCAUGAAGCCAAAGCACCUAGCUCUGGACCCCUAUUCGAACAGAUCAACAAGGAUUUCGGAUCCCUUGACGCAUUACAAAAGGAGAUGAAUACCAAGACGGCUGCCGUUCAAGGUUCAGGAUGGGGAUGGUUGGGUUACAACAAAUCCAAUCAGACCCUCGAAGUCAUCACCACCGCCAAUCAGGAUCCUCUCUUGAGCCACGUCCCUAUCAUCGGCAUCGAUAUUUGGGAGCACGCAUUCUACCUCCAGUACAAGAAUGUCAAACCCGACUACCUCAAGGCGAUCUGGGAUGUUGUCAACUACAAAGAAGCGGAAGCCAGAUUGGUCGCUGCGAAAAAGUAG
Molecule: messenger RNA, 606 nt
Organism: Kockovaella imperatae
Lineage: Eukaryota; Fungi; Basidiomycota; Tremellomycetes; Tremellales; Cuniculitremaceae
Product: manganese superoxide dismutase
Exons: 6
Coding region: 1-606 (201 amino acids)
Biological process (GO): superoxide metabolic process
Cellular component (GO): mitochondrion
Molecular function (GO): metal ion binding; superoxide dismutase activity
Source: RefSeq, a predicted model, not a curated record